Molecule: messenger RNA, 1282 nt
Organism: Neofelis nebulosa (Clouded leopard)
Lineage: Eukaryota; Metazoa; Chordata; Mammalia; Carnivora; Felidae
Gene: TST
Product: thiosulfate sulfurtransferase
Exons: 3
Coding region: 109-1119 (336 amino acids)
Biological process (GO): transsulfuration
Cellular component (GO): mitochondrion
Molecular function (GO): thiosulfate-cyanide sulfurtransferase activity
Source: RefSeq, a predicted model, not a curated record
AGUGGCGCUGCGCGCGGUGGGACGGCGCGCGGGGGGCGGCCGCGGCGGGACUGCACGAGGCGGGGGCGUGGCGGGCGGCGCGCCGUUCCCCCCUCCGGCGGCGGCGCGAUGGUGCGGGCCGGCCGGGGAGUUGUGAGCUCUGGGUUUGAACCGGCCAACUUCUCCGGCGGUCGGGGGCGAGCGCCAGGGCUGCGGCGAGGGCGAGUGAUGCGCAGAGCUGAAACCAUGGUCCAUCAGGUGCUCUACCGGGCGCUGGUCUCCACCAAGUGGCUGGCGGAGUCGGUUCGGGCUGGCAAGCUGGGGCCUGGCCUGCGGGUGCUGGACGCGUCCUGGUACUCGCCGGGCACCCGCGAGGCCCGCAAGGAGUACCUGGAGCGCCAUGUGCCCGGCGCCUCCUUCUUUGAUAUAGAGGAGUGCCGGAACGCGGCGUCGCCCUACGAGAUGAUGCUGCCCAGCGAGGCCGACUUCGCCCACUACGUGGGCCGCCUGGGCAUCAGCAACCAGACCCACGUGGUGGUUUACGAUGGUGACCACCUGGGCUCCUUCUAUGCGCCGCGGGUCUGGUGGAUGUUCCGUGUGUUCGGCCACCGCACCGUGUCGGUGCUCAACGGCGGCUUCCGGAACUGGCUGAAGGAGGGCCACCCGGUGACAUCUGAGCCCUCACGCCCAGAGCCGGCUAACUUCGAAGCCACACUGGACCGCUCCCUGCUCAAGACCUACGAGCAGGUGCUGGAGAACCUUGAGUCUAAGAGGUUCCAGUUGGUGGAUGCCCGGUCCCAAGGACGGUACCUGGGCACUGAGCCAGAGCCAGAUGCAGUAGGACUGGAUCCGGGCCACAUCCGAGGCUCAGUCAACAUGCCGUUCGUGGACUUCUUGACUGAGGACGGCUUCGAGAAGAGCCCAGAGGAGCUGCGUGCUCUGUUCGAGGCCAAGAAGGUGAAUCUGGCCCAGCCCCUCAUUGCCACCUGCCGGAAGGGAGUCACCGCCUGCCACAUUGCCCUGGCCGCCUACCUCUGCGGCAAGCCCGACGUGGCCAUCUACGACGGCUCCUGGUUCGAGUGGUUCCACCGGGCCCCCCCGGAGACCCGCGUGUCCCAGUGGCAGCGCGGGAAGGCCUGAGCGGUGGGCCUCCUCAGUGGCCAGAAGCUCCCGUCUGUUCAGUGACCGCAGUCUGACACACAGCGUGUACCUCGUCGGCAAAGGAGACCGACUAGGUUUGAGAACUGCCGGGCAAAGCUCUCCUUUCCUCCCAGACACUGGAAUAAACCGCUUUUUCUGAGGA